This is a messenger RNA of Prunus dulcis (almond), 904 nucleotides long. Its product is annotated as germin-like protein subfamily 1 member 1. NCBI's taxonomy places the organism in Eukaryota, Viridiplantae, Streptophyta, Magnoliopsida, Rosales, Rosaceae. Gene Ontology annotation, molecular function: manganese ion binding. Bases 1 to 666 code for a protein of 221 amino acids. Gene Ontology annotation, cellular component: cell wall. The transcript has a single exon. The record is from RefSeq and is a predicted model, not a curated record.
AUGAGAAUCAAUUCUUCCUUUGUCCAAUUAUUUGUCACCCUAGCUCUUCUAUUGGGCCAGGCCAAACCCGACCCGGAUCCGCUUCAGGAUUACUGCGUAGCAGACACAAAAAUUCCUCAGUCAUUCUACCUCAAUGGUGCACCCUGCAUUAAUCCAAAGCUAGCAGCCUCAUCCCAUUUCACCACAUCUGUCCUAUCCAAGCCAGGCAACCCAAAAGCUAACCCUUUCGGGUUCAACGCCACCCUGACGAACACGCUUAACCUACCCGGGGUCAACACAUUGGGCCUCACCAUGGCCCGGGUUGACAUAGCGGCCAAUGGGAUUGUGCCUCCACAUUUGCACCCAAGGGCCUCAGAAGUCGCAAUCUGCCUCAAAGGGCUCCUUCUUGUGGGCUUUGUGGACACCUCCAACCGUGUGUUUACCCAGCAACUGAAGCCUGGUGAGUCAUUUGUGUUCCCAAAGGCCCUCGUUCAUUUUCUGUACAACUACGACUCCGCCAACCCAGCAGUGGCCUUGGCUGGGUUCAGUAGCCAGAACCCUGGUGUAGAGAUUGUUUCACUUGCCACCUUCACUUCAAAGCCUUCAAUCCCAGUUGAGAUAUUGAAGAAAGCUUUUCAAGUUAGUGACCUGGACGUUGCCAGGAUGCGAAAGAACCUGGGAGGUUGAUUUUUUAUUUUUUAUUUAUUUUAAAACAAGCACAAAUAUUUAUUUGUUUAUUAUACAUGUUGCUUUUGCAUAUAUGGCUGCGAGGAAAGUGGAAAGUUUAGCUUAGGUUCUCACAUAAGUACACAUGCCAACGGUCACAUAUAUUACUAUAUAAUAUAUUGUAAUUGUUUAAUAUAUAUAAUUGAUGGAAAAUAUGAAGCAUGUGUAUAAAUGGAAAGAAUAAGGUGAUUGGAUCCCA